Messenger RNA from Botrytis sinoallii, 837 nucleotides. RefSeq lists its product as uncharacterized. Lineage: Eukaryota; Fungi; Ascomycota; Leotiomycetes; Helotiales; Sclerotiniaceae. The transcript has a single exon. The record is from RefSeq and is a predicted model, not a curated record. Gene Ontology annotation, cellular component: nucleus. The coding region runs from base 1 to 837 and encodes 278 amino acids. Gene Ontology annotation, biological process: regulation of DNA-templated transcription; DNA alkylation repair.
AUGCCCCCUAAACCCCCCCGUCCCCGCUUAACGCAUUUCCUCUGCAUCCCCCUCACGACCCCCUCCUCCCAUCCCCAACUCCAACACUCCCUCCGCACCUUCAAAAACGACGUCACCACGCCCCCCACCGACGAACAGCCCAACCGGAUUCCCUUCCCCUCAGAUGCCAUCCGUCCCCUCUCCACCCUCCACCUCACCAUCGGGGUCAUGAGUCUCGAAAGCACAGAGCGGAUUCAAGGCGCCAUUUCCCUUCUGCAAGGAAUAUUCUCCUCCCCUACGCUAGUCCCCAGGAAAGAAAACGAUCGCACCAAAGAAAUCAAAACAGAAAUCAAAGACAUCCAACUCCCCAAAAUAACACUCACCUCCCUCCACCCAAUGCACCAACCCUGGUCUACAUCCAUUCUCUACACCUCCCCCCAAGAUCCGCACUCAUAUCUCCAAACCUUCUGUCAAUCCCUCAAAGACGCCUUCACAACCGCCGGGUUCAUGCUGCCCGAAGAACAAGGACGAAGCUUAUUACUGCACGCGACGAUUGUCAAUACAAUCUACGUGCGCGGGGGACGUCAGGAUUCUAGCGCAGACACGAGAGAGACAGGGACCGGGAAUGCACGUGGAAAUCGAGGAAGAGGGAGAGGAGGAAGUUCCUCGGGCCAUGGCAAGCACAAGGCACGUCUCACGUUUGAUGCACGGGAUACCAUUUCCAAGUAUGCGGAUUUCACAUGGAUGCGCGAUGUACGGGUUGAGAAAGUGGCGAUUUGUAGGAUGGGGGCGAAGAAGAAGGGAGAUGGGGACGAGGAGUAUGAGGUGGAGGCUGAGAUCGAGGUACCUUGUAUUUGA